Messenger RNA from Gymnogyps californianus (California condor), 1568 nucleotides. It is a transcript of the gene AZIN2, whose product is annotated as antizyme inhibitor 2. The transcript is spliced from 10 exons. Gene Ontology annotation, cellular component: cytoplasm. Bases 162 to 1544 code for a protein of 460 amino acids. Gene Ontology annotation, molecular function: catalytic activity. Lineage: Eukaryota; Metazoa; Chordata; Aves; Accipitriformes; Cathartidae. The record is from RefSeq and is a predicted model, not a curated record.
GCUACGCCUCGGGGUGCUGCGGGAGCUCGGCGUUCCUCGGCGGGCCCCCCUGGCAGCACGCCUAGUCACCCGGGAGGGAGGCGUUGGACCUUGUGUGUUGCAUACUUAGAAGCUAUACCUUGCUCGAGAAGGCUUUAAACUAGCAUUAUCACACCUCGACCAUGAAUGGGUACUUGAACGAAUCCAAUUUCAUGAUGGUGGAGGAGGGCUUCACCACCAGAGACCUCCUGGAGAACCUCCUCGUGGAGCUGUGCCAGGCAGUAAGGAGCGACCAGCAAGCCUUCUUCGUGGCAGACCUUGGGGACGUUGUGAAGAAACACCUGCGUUUCCUGAAGGCCUUGCCCCGUGUGAAACCUUACUUCCCGGUUAAGUGCAACGGCAGUGAAGGAGUGAUUCGGCUGCUGGCUGAGCUGGGGGCAGGCUUUGCCUGUACCAACAAGGCAGAGAUUGCACGCGUUCAAAGCAUCGGAGUCCCGGCUGACAAGAUCUUCUACAGCAGCCCCUGCAAGCAGGUUGCCCACAUCAAAUACGCAGCCAGCCGCGGUGUGCAGCUGAUGACCUUCGACAACGAGAUGGAGCUGAGCAAGGUGGCCAGGAGCCACCCUCGUGCCAGGAUGUUGUUGGGUAUUGCUGCUGACUCCAGCCCCUCUGCCCAUCCGAGCAUGACGUUUGGGACCACGCUCAAGUCCUGCCGGCACCUGCUAGAGACAGCGAAGGAGCAGGCUGUAGAGGUUGUUGGCAUCAGCUUUCACCUUGGGAGCCGCGGUCUGGAGCCCCAGGCCUUUGCUCAGUCUGUGGCUGCGGCGCAGCUGGCCUUUGAGAUGGGCACAGAGCUGGGCUAUCGGAUGCACCUCCUGGACAUCGGAGGGGGAUUCCCUGGCACCGAGGACACCAGAGCCCGGUUUGAAGAGAUCGCUGCUGUGGUAAACUCUGCCUUGGACUUGUAUUUCCCAGACGGCUGUGGGGUGGAAAUCGUUGCGACACCCGGGCGAUACUACGUCACCUCCGCCUUCACCUUCGCUGCCAGCAUCACUGCCAGGGAAGAGGUUCCCGUGGAGCAGCCUGGCUCCGACGAGGAAGAGUGUGGCAGCAAGAAGAGCCUCGUGUAUCACCUCAGCGACGGCAUCUACGGCGCCUUCAGCUGCCUCCUGUUUGACGGCCCCUGUCCCAGACCUCAGCUGCACAAGAGACCCUGCCCAGACCACCCCUCGCACAGCAGCAGCCUCCGGGGCCCCCCAGGACACGCAGAGGACCGCAUUGCCGACGGCCUGGAGCUGCCCAAGCUGCAGGUCGGGGACUGGCUGAUUUUCAAGGACAUGGGUGCCUACACCAUCGCAACCUCGUCCCCGCUUGGGGGGUGUCCCCAGCCACAGAUCACCUACGCCAUGUCCCGCGUGGCCUGGAAAGCCGUCCAGCUCUUCCUGGGGAAGCCGCCGCAAACAGAAGACGACCGCGAGAGCGUCUGCGCCCCGCUAUCCUGCGGCUGGGAGAUGGCGGAGACGCUGUGCGUCACCCCGGUCUUCGCUCCGGCCGGCAUCAUCUGAGCAGCACCGGUACCGGGGCUGGGG